CAGAAAUCAACUUCUCCUCUCCCACUACGUCUCAAUUUUUUUACUUUGCGUUAAUUUCAUUAGAAAGAUGAGUUCUUUAAAUUACAUUUCUCCUGAAAGUUUAAAAGAUCUGUUAGCAGGAGACCGGGAGAAAAUUUCCGUAAUUGAUGUUCGUGAUGAUGAUUAUGAAGGUGGACAUAUUCCUGGAUCCAUUAAUAUUCCAUCAAAGCAAUUUCUCACUUUAGUGGACGAGUAUGUCGAGCAACUUUUACAGCAAAAGGAUAUCGUUUUACAUUGCACUUACUCCCAAAUCCGUGGACCCAAAGCUGCUAGAAUUCUUUAUGAAACUUUGCGUUAUAGAGCUCAGAAUCUUUGCUCUGCUAAGAAUUUACCUGUAGAUGAAAAAGAACAGUUUUUCCUAAGGUUGCCUUCUAUCUAUAUUCUCCAUGGCGGAUUUCUUGCAUGGAAGUCUCGCUAUGGAGAAAUCCCAAACAUGAUUGAGUAACUCACAUAAAAUUCUUUUUUUUCUUUGCUUAAGCAGCUUUAAAUGUUCUUUCUCUUCUUACUUAUCGUUUCGAUUUCCACACAUUCGUUCUUUGUUAAUUCAUAAUUCGUCCGUACACUCAUAAUCAACCUAUUACUAUUAUUCAUUCUUUUCUUAUCCGAUAAAAAUAUGAUUAUAUUACGUUCGUGAAUAAUAAAAAUAAAUAACCGCAUUCCUUCAUCAGUUAGCUUUGAUUUUUCCGUAACAAUGAUAUGAGACUCGUGCUGAAAGUAUAGCACCUGCAUGCUCUAAAAUACUUAUAAACAGAAUUAAC
Schizosaccharomyces cryophilus OY26 is the source of this 797-nucleotide messenger RNA. RefSeq names its product Cdc25 family phosphatase Ibp1. Bases 68 to 484 code for a protein of 138 amino acids. Gene Ontology annotation, molecular function: protein tyrosine phosphatase activity. The record is from RefSeq and is a predicted model, not a curated record. Gene Ontology annotation, cellular component: nucleus; cytoplasm. NCBI's taxonomy places the organism in Eukaryota, Fungi, Ascomycota, Schizosaccharomycetes, Schizosaccharomycetales, Schizosaccharomycetaceae. The transcript has a single exon.